AUGACGUCAGCGCGUCAGAUUACUGGCUUUGUUUGUACGGAGCUGCUGCGGAGCUUCAGACCGAGCCAUCUGAAACCCUCCCAGGGCCGUUUUCAUCACCUUCUUUCGCCUGCCGGGAUGCCGUCGGACCGACCGUUCAAGCAGCGGAGAACGUUCGCUGAUCGAUGCAAAGAGGUCCAGCAGAUCCGAGAGCAGCACCCAAACAAGAUCCCUGUGAUCAUCGAGCGGUAUAAGGGUGAGAAACAGCUGCCAGUUUUGGACAAAACCAAGUUCCUGGUACCGGAUCACGUCAACAUGAGCGAGCUGGUGAAGAUCAUCAGGCGUCGGCUGCAGCUCAACCCCACCCAGGCCUUCUUCCUGUUGGUCAACCAGCACAGCAUGGUGUCGGUGUCCACCCCCAUCUCUGAGAUCUAUGAGCAGGAGAGGGACGAGGACGGCUUCCUCUACAUGGUCUACGCCUCGCAGGAGACCUUUGGCUGCUAGGAGGGAGGGGGCAGAGCAUUUUCAGGUGGAGGGAAGACAGAUGAAGAUUUCACAGGAAAAACCAACAUCCGCUCCUUAAGCCUAGAUCACACUGUGCGAUUUGCGGCAGAUUGUUCAUGUCGCAUUGUGAGAAUUCCAGAACUGUGCCACACGGCACGGCGCAAGAUUCCUGUGAGGCAGACUGCAUGACGUCUCGCUCCAGCAGGACACGCGGCGUCAUGAGCGCACCUCCCGAAAGCAUACGUCACUAAGCAGACCGCUAUCCAAAAGAAAGCUGAAAAGAUCAAAUAAAGCACCGUGUUAACAUUUCUUUAUAGAGUCAGCUCAUGACCCAGCGCAGCUUCCUGUGUCCCCCUGCAGCUAAACGCUACUGAACCAUCCUUAUUGGUUGAAUAUGUGAGAUUUCCACCAACAGAAAAGGGGUUUUAUGUUUUUGUUUUAUUUUUUAUUCUUGUGAGCUGCUCUCGUCUCACUCUCACAAAAUUAGAUUUCACAAUUCAGCUGAUGGUCUAAAAAUUAGUUUAAUUAUUUUUAGCUCAACUCCGGUUUAGCUUGGGCUAUUAACAAAACUAAAACUGGUGUCGUUUAUAAUCCGCAUUUUAAACAAGUUUAAACUGCUUCUGGUCGGUUGCAGACAGGAGUCGUAGGAUGAAUGCUCGUAGACUGUCGGAGGCCGUCUUUGGCUGUGAGAAGGCUCAAAAAGCCGUCGCAGAGCCCUGCAGACCGGACCACCACAGAUUUGCAAAUCGCCCUCACGUUCAGCUUUUUUUUCACACGAUUAUGCUCCCGAAGAGGGAUUUGGCUAAGACGGUCACAAAUCGCACAGUGGGAUCCGAGCUUUAGAUUAGGUCGGACACCAGAGGAUUUCCUGUUUGUGCUUUUAUUUUAUCCACUGCUGCUCAAGUCCUCUUAUUUUGGAGGAAUCCUACAAACUAAGCCGUACCUUUAGUUGGUAAGAACGAUUCGUUAGUUCUCAUCAUGAGUCAAGUUAAACUCAGCACAGGUGCGUCCUGCAUCAAAUCCAUCAUUUCAGCUUUUUUGUUUUUCAGACCAGUUUACUGAUCUAAAGUGCAAUAUUUCCCAGUUUAGUUCAGACCUGAUCACACACACCUCUGUAAGCACAACAGCACGUACUCACAUGCUGACUUUAAAACAACCUGGUCUGGUGACCUGGACUCUGAACCGGAUGUGGUCAGUUGUUCUGAAACGCAUCAUGAGAAAGGGGCGGGGUCACAGGACACUAGUGUGUGUGUGUUGAGAUGCACUGGCUCUAACAGACCCUGUAGAGCUGGAUGUCGUGGCGCCCCCUGCUGGUGUACAUAAUCUUUACAGCAGCACCAAGUGGAGCUAAAACGAAAUCUGAGCUUCUUUUGCACAUUAAUUAAAAAUAACUGUGUUAGAAUAACAAUUAUGCUUUUGUUUUCUUCGUACAACAGUUUACAAAUGGACUUGUUUUCUUUUACAUAUAAAUGUGUAUUGGUUUUAAUUUACAGGUGUUUUAAUUGAAUGUUAAACUUUUUAGCCGUUUCCCCAAACCAAAACUGUUCCUUAAAGCUUCCUGCUGGUGGCGCUGUUGUGGCGUACAUAAACAGCUUUUGCCAAUAAAUAAAAAGUUGCCUUUAAA
Nothobranchius furzeri (turquoise killifish) is the source of this 2107-nucleotide messenger RNA. Its product is annotated as microtubule-associated protein 1 light chain 3 alpha. Gene Ontology annotation, molecular function: ubiquitin protein ligase binding; microtubule binding. Gene Ontology annotation, biological process: macroautophagy; autophagosome assembly; autophagy of mitochondrion. The record is from RefSeq and is a predicted model, not a curated record. Gene Ontology annotation, cellular component: autophagosome; cytosol; autophagosome membrane. NCBI's taxonomy places the organism in Eukaryota, Metazoa, Chordata, Actinopteri, Cyprinodontiformes, Nothobranchiidae.